Cooperia oncophora is the source of this 2289-nucleotide messenger RNA. The record is from the annotation of a GenBank genome assembly. Lineage: Eukaryota; Metazoa; Nematoda; Chromadorea; Rhabditida; Trichostrongylidae.
AUGAAGAAGUGGUUGUAUCGACAACCCGUGUUGAAACUAUGCUGGGCGAUACCGCUGUUGCCGUUCAUCCUGAAGACCCUCGCUAUCAACAUCCUUAUUGGCAAGACAUGUGUUCAUCCGUUUGUUGACCGGGAGCUGCCGAUUGUCCCAGACACCUUCGUCGAUCGUGAGUUUGGAACAGGUGCCGUAAAAAUCACGCCAGCCCAUGACCACAACGACUAUGAAGUUGGAAUUCGUCACAAACUUCCUUUCAUCACCUGUAUCAACGAUGAUGGCAUUAUUUCUGCGGGUUGCGGGAAAUUCUCUGGCAUGCGCCGCUUCGACGCGAGAAAAGCUGUCACCGAAGCACUGAAAGAGCUCAAUCUUUACAGAGGAUCGGAAGAUAACGCUAUGGUUGUCCCAGUAUGUAGCCGCUCCAAGGACAUUAUUGAGCCCCUUCUCAAAGCUCAAUGGUAUGUAAAAUGUGACGAGAUGGCUAGAAAAGCUAUAGAAGCAGUCGAAAGCGGAGAACUAAAAAUUAUUCCUGAUUAUCAUGUCGCCACUUGGAAUCGUUGGCUCCAAGGCAUUGGCGUGAUCCAUUUCACUCAGACUCCAGCCGGUGACCCUUGCGAUGAUCACUACUGGGUGUCAGCUCACUCUGAGCAGUCGGCGCUGGAGAAGGCAGCGAAGAAGUUCAACGUCGAUCCGAAGUUCAUCCAGCUUAAAUGGGAUGAAGAUGUCUUGGACACGUGGUUCUCGUCGGGUAUGUGGCCGUUUGCCAUCAUGGGCUGGCCGGAGAACACCACCGACAUGCAGCUUUACUUCCCCUCGAAUGUUCUCGAGACUGGUCAUGACAUCCUAUUCUUUUGGGUAGCACGAAUGGUAUUCAUGAGCCAAGAGUUAACGGGAAAACUUCCCUUCAAAGAGGUAUACCUACACGCUAUGAUUCGGGAUGCUCACGGGCGCAAGAUGUCGAAAUCGCUUGGCAACGUCAUCGACCCUCUCGAUGUGAUAAGAGGAGUCACACUGGCUGAAUUGAAUCGCCAGUUGACCACAGGCAAUUUGGACGCAAAAGAACUUGCUAUCGCCCAGGCUGGCCAAGCUAGAGAUUAUCCUAAGGGUAUCCCAGAAUGUGGUACAGAUGCGCUGCGGUUUGCUCUGUUGGCCUACACGAGUCAAGGCAGAGACAUCAAUCUCGAUGUUCUUCGUGUCCAAGGGUACCGCUUCUUCUGCAAUAAAAUAUGGCAAGCUGUGAGAUUCACCUUGAUGCAACUAGGCAGCGAUUACCAUGCUGAACCAUUCAAGCCCAGUGGCAAAGAAUCCAUCAUGGACUUGUGGAUUCUAUCGCGUGCCGCUUAUGCCGUCAACCGCUGCAAUGCAGGCAUGGAGGCGUACAACUUCACUCAGGUCACGACCACCCUAUACGACUUCUGGCUGUACGAUCUCUGCGAUAUCUAUUUGGAAGCAGUGAAACCAGUAAUAGCUUCAGGAACUGAGGAGGCACGCAUAACUGCUAAAGCAACAUUGUACAAUUGCGUUGAGACAGGUCUAAGACUGAUCAGUCCUAUUAUGCCAUUCUUGUCUGAGGAGCUCUGGCAACACCUGCCCCGCCGUCCAUCGCAGCCACCAUCAAUAAUUGUCCAUGCAUAUCCCGAAGUUUCAGAGUUUCCAUUCAACAACGAGAAGAUCGAAGCUGAUGUCUCGUUUGCGAUGAGCGUUAUUAGAACAGUUCGAUCUCUUCGUUCCGACUACGAGUUGACGAACAAAACAAAAACUGAUCUUUACGCCUCCGUAAGCUCUGAGGAAGACUACAAGUGCUUGACAUCAUUGAUUCCUUUGAUCGAAACACUUGCCGCCAGCAAUAAGGUUGAAGUCCUCUCCAAUGUCGGUUCGAAUGGCAUACCUCCUGGAUGUGCUCAUGUGACGAUAUCGUCAAGAUGUACCGUUUAUGUUGCUUUACAAGGUAUCAUCAACAUCGAACGAGAACUGACCAAGUUAGCCAGCAAGAAGGAGAAAAUCGAGGCACAGAUUGUGAAACUUGUGGAACAAGAGAGUCGGGCUGACUAUGAGGCGAAAGGUUCCGUUACCAGUUCGCAUAUCGAAUACAGAGAAGGCGCCGAACAUAGGAAAAAGCCUAGCAAGAAGGAGAAAAUCGAGGCACAGAUCGCGAAACUUGUGGAACAAGAGAGUCGGGUUGACUAUGAGGCAAAGGUUCCGUUACCAGUUCGCAUAACCAACACGAAAAAGAAGGAAGUCUUGCUCACUGAAAUCCGUAGUAUUGUAACGGCAAUGACAGCAAUACGGAGCUAG